This is a messenger RNA of Salvelinus namaycush (lake trout), 4191 nucleotides long. Its product is annotated as mitochondrial glycine transporter B-like. Gene Ontology annotation, cellular component: mitochondrial inner membrane; mitochondrion. Bases 541 to 1506 code for a protein of 321 amino acids. The record is from RefSeq and is a predicted model, not a curated record. Gene Ontology annotation, molecular function: glycine transmembrane transporter activity. NCBI's taxonomy places the organism in Eukaryota, Metazoa, Chordata, Actinopteri, Salmoniformes, Salmonidae. The transcript has 6 exons. Gene Ontology annotation, biological process: glycine import into mitochondrion.
UUCAGGAAGUCCAGGACCCAGUUGCAUAGGGAGGAGUUCAGACCCAGGGUUGUGAGCUUUGUAAUGAGCUUAUAGGACACUAUAGUAUUUAAGGCAGAGCUGUAGUCCAUGAAUAGCAUCCUCACAUAUGCAUUCCUUUUAUCCAGAUGGGUAAGGGGAGUGUGCAGUGCAAUGGUGUAUGUAUGUACUUGCGUGCGCCUGUGUGUGUGUGUGUUGGUAUUUAUCAGUGUGUGUCCCAUUUAUCCCACCAUCUCUAGCUAUAUUUAGCAUUUGUCUGUGUACAUCCCCCCUCCGUAUUUGUCCGUCAGACGUGUGACUAAUGAUAACGCUGAGUCUCCAUGUGAUUCGCCGUGACAGCUCCUCUGUUUGUGUCGACUGUCUGCACGCAUCUCCAUCACCACUGGUUGUUUGGGCGCUCGCCUGUGUUCUGUGGCUGUCGUUGCAAUUUGUUGUAUCUGCGUGUACUUGUGCAUACAUCAUGAACAUGUUUCCGUACUGUGCGUAGCCUUUUAGGGCAUCGUUUGUGUUUUCACAAACAGAAUGUGCGUUGUAAGCUGUAUUGCCUUCCUGCAUGCCCGUGCAUGUAGCAUCAGUCACACAUAUCACGACAUGUGGAACUGUGCUUAUCCCUCGUCCUCUUCCACCCCCCCCCCCCAGGCGCAUCCAGCUCUCAAGGCCUUCAUGUGUGGCUCCUUGAGCGGCACCUGCUCCACGCUGCUCUUCCAGCCUCUGGACCUGGUCAAGACGCGCCUUCAGACCCUGCAGAACAACAUGAAGCCUGGAGCUCCUAAGGUGGGGAUGAUGACAGUGCUUGUCCAGGUCAUUCGGACAGAGAGCUUCCUGGGCCUGUGGAAGGGAGUGUCACCGUCGUUUGUGCGCUGUAUCCCAGGCGUAGGGAUCUACUUCUCUACCUUCUACUCACUGAAGCAGCACUACUUCCAGGAGGGCCGGGCCCCUAACGCUGGGGAGGCUGUGCUGCUGGGGGCCGGGGCCAGGGCUGUGGCUGGGGUCUGCAUGCUGCCUGUCACCGUCAUCAAGACACGAUUCGAGAGCGGACGGUACAACUACGUGAGCGUCCUGGGAGCUCUGAAGAGCGUGUGUGAGACGGAGGGGCCCAGGGCUCUGUUCUCCGGGCUGACGGCCACACUGCUCCGAGACGCCCCCUUCUCUGGCAUCUACGUCAUGUUCUACAGCCAGGCCAAGAGGUCCCUGCCACCGGAGGUGAGCUCGUCGCCCUAUGCCCCAUUGGGGAACUUUGGCUGUGGGGUGAUGGCCGGAGUCCUGGCCUCUGUGGUCACCCAGCCAGCUGACGUGGUGAAGACUCACAUCCAGGUCAGCCCCUCCCACUGGACAACCAAGGACGCCAUUCGCUACAUCUACACGGAGCAUGGUCUGAGGGGUUUCUUCCGUGGGGCUGUGCCUCGCUCUCUGAGGAGGACUCUGAUGGCAGCCAUGGCCUGGACCGUCUACGAACAACUGAUGGCCCGCAUGGGACUCAAGUCCUGAGGAGAGGAGACAGGGAGGAACUGAUAAAGGAAGAAUGACGUGGGGACUUGUUUUAAUACAAAGCAGCAGUUUGAAGGGGAAGAAAGUGAGGAGGAUGAGAAGGAGGGAGAGGGAGGAGGUGUAGGGACUGUUUAUCACUGCAACUAGCUUGGGAAAGCCAAAGAGGUGGGUGUCGGUGGCACGGAAGAGGGAAAGGUGUGUGUGUUUUACAUGUUGAUGUUUAUGAGAGAGUUAUUGUGAAUGUUUGUAUGUCCUUACAUUGUCAACCCUGACCUUAAAUGACAUUCCCUUACUGCUGAGAACUGAACUCAUCCCCCUCUGAGUGUGGAGACCAUAGAGAACUAUCUGUUUCUAUGGGGGAGACCAUAGGGAUCUAUUUAAUUAUAUUUCUAUGGGGGAGACCCUCUCAGACUGGGGAGACCAUAGAGAGUGAUCUAUUUUUAUGGGGGAGACCCUCUCAGACUGACUUCUAUGGUUUACCUCUGGAUACCACUCCAGUGACAAGAGACUGUCGCCGACUGUCACCCACUGUCACUGUCUAUGACUGUGAAUGACUGUGACUAACAUCUAGGUGUCUCUAACACUCCCACUCCCAAGACGAAACGGCAGCUUUGAUUUAGUUACCUCAGCAAGAGGUUAUCCGCUGGCUAAAAGUGUAGUGGACUGGACAAAGCAACCCAGUGCCAUAACCAUGCAACAUAUUUACAAAUGACCGGCAGACUACGUUAUCAGCACAGUGAUUAUUGUGACCUGUCGACUGACUGAAGGAAAUACGAUAUUUAUUGACUGACUGACUGACUAAAACAUUUAUUACUAGCUUGGACAAUCAAGACAAUAUUGCUGUGCAUUGUAGCAAAAGACUAGGCUGAUAUUUUCUAUACUGCAACUGCACAAUUAGAUACUAGCAACUUGGCAUUGGCAUACUUAGCCAUAUGAAAAUAGUGUACACUACCCAGCUAAAUAUAGGAAUCCAUAUCAGUGAUGCACAGCCAUGGUCCUGGAUUGUCUCUGUUAUUAGUUUAAUAAAUGAAUAGGCCUAUGUAUUCAGUAUUUUGAGUAGUUCGUUUUUGGAAGCCCAUACACGUGUAUAUUUUUUAACCCACAGUGUCCAGUGUGCCAUGUUCAAAAAUAAAAACCCAUGACAUGUCAGUUUUAAAGAGAUGUGUUUAUAUUGAAAAGUAUUGUACAGAUUCAAAAUAUACACUGAGUGAGCGCAACUCAGUAUUAGGAGGGUGUUCUUAAUGUUUGGAAUAGUCAGUGUAUAGAGCCUGUAGAGAGCCCUAUUGAAGCAUCUAGGACCAGAGAUGGCUGAGAGAAACUGAUUUAAAUCCUUCAUUCUAUAUUGGUGCACUAGUAGCACAGGGCUACUCACUCAAUACCAUCACUACAAUCACUGUUUGCCAACUGUUUUUGCUUUUUACGCACACACAUGAAAAAGGACAUAACACAGCUUCAAUAUACACUCAGUGGCCAGUUUAUUAGGUACAUCCAUCUAGUACCGAGUCAAACCCCCUUUGCUUCCAGAACAGCCUGAAUUAUUUGGGGCAUGGAAACGUUGCUCAAUUGGUGUCAAGGGACCUAACGUGCGCCAGUAAAACUUUACCCACACCAUGACACCACCGCCACCAGCCUGGAUGGGGCAAUGGACUCAUGCUGCUUACGCCAAAUCUUGACUCUGCCAUCAGCAUGAAUGAACAGGAACCGGGUUUCGUCAGACCAGGCAAUGUUUUUCCACUCCUCAAUUGUCCAGUGUUGGAGAUCACGUGCCCACUGGAACCGCUUGUUUAUAACUGAUAGGAGUGGACCCCGGUGUGGUCUGCUGCAAUAGCUCUUCCUUGACAAGGAUAGAUGAGUUGUGCAUUCUGAAAUGCCGUUUCCCGAUGUUAUUUGCCCGUUUGUGGGCCUACUGUUAGCUUGCACGAUUCUUGCCAUUCUCCUUCGACCUCUCUCAUUAACAAGCUGUUUUCACCCACAGGACGGCCGCUAACUGGAUGUUUUUUGUUUGUCGUGCUAUUCUCCGUAAACCCUAGACACUGUCGUGAGUGAAAUGCCCAUUAGGCCGACCGUUUCUGAGAUACUGGAACCUGCUCGCCUGGCACCAACCAUCGUACUACGCUCAAAGUUGCAUAGGUCACUCGUUUUUCUCAUUCUAACGUUCAAUCGACUGGUAACUGAAUGCCUCGAUGCCUGUCUGCCUGCUUUUAUAGCAAGCCACGGCCACGUGACUCACUGUCUGUAGGAGCGAACCAUUUUCGUGAACGGGGGUGUGUACCUAAUAAACUGGCCACCGAGUGUAGUUUGAGUCAUUGAGAGGGGAAACACUGAGUUAACCUUAGCUCAAUGCCAGUCAGUGAAUGCACUUUAGAAUUCAACGCAUAUUCGUUCAUUCAAGCCCCUUAGCGGCUGGUAAAAGGACUGGGGUGAUUAACUUUUCUUGCGAAUUGGUAGUUCUUCAGCCCUUGUCUGUGUGUUUUGUUGUUGUAACACAGUAACAACUCUAACCACCAAAUUGUCCUGUGCCGUAACAUUUUUGCCUUGGCGAUUAUCAUCACUAUUGUCCUUGAUAUUGUGACUUUACAUUGUAUAUGGUCUGUUAUUUGUGUCAAUAUUUUGUGUGUGUGUUUGCUCAGACCAAUGCUGUGCCUGUUUUGUUUUUAAGUGAAUAAAAUUCUCCCCAUUUUUGUA